UAUUAUGGAAGGCAGUGGCCGGAUAAGGGCAGAAUCUUACCCUGAUAGCAGCACUCUGGUCAUUGAUGUAGCUGAAAGAGACGACUCUGGUGUUUACCACAUCAAUCUGAAAAACGAAGCUGGAGAGGCACAUGCAAGCAUCAAGAUUAAAGUUGUGGACCUCCCUGAUCCUCCAGUGGCACCGACUGUGACAGAGGUGGGAGAUGACUGGUGUAUCAUGAAGUGGGAGCCUCCUGCCUACGAUGGAGGGUCUCCAAUCCUAGGAUAUUUUAUUGAGAGGAAGAAGAAACAAAGCUCCAGGUGGAUGAGGCUGAAUUUUGAUCUCUGCAAAGAAACAACUUUUGAGCCCAAGAAGAUGAUUGAAGGUGUGGCCUAUGAGGUCCGCAUCUUUGCAGUCAAUGCCAUCGGCAUCUCCAAGCCCAGUAUGCCCUCCAGGCCUUUUGUUCCUUUGGCUGUAACAAGCCCUCCUACUCUUCUGGCUGUGGACUCUGUCACUGACACGACUGUCACGAUGAAGUGGCGUCCCCCAGACCAGAUUGGUGCAGCAGGUUUAGAUGGCUAUGUGCUAGAGUAUUGCUUUGAAGGAUGUACGUCAGCAAAACAGUCUGAUGAAAAUGGGGAGGCUGCGUAUGAUCUGCCAGCUGACAACUGGUUACCUGCAAACAAAGAUCUGAUCGACAAGACGAAGUUCACCAUCACAGAUCUGCCGACAGAUUCAAAGAUCUUUGUGCGUGUGAAGGCUAUUAAUGCAGCUGGUGCCAGUGAGCCCAAGUACUAUUCUCAGCCCAUUCUCGUGAAGGAAAUCAUAGAACCUCCAAAGAUUCGCAUCCCAAGACACCUGAAGCAAACCUAUAUCCGCAGAGUUGGAGAAGCUGUCAAUCUGGUUAUACCUUUCCAGGGAAAACCAAGACCAGAAUUAACUUGGAAGAAGGAUGGUGUAGAAAUUGAUAAGAAUCAAAUAAACAUUCGCAACUCUGAGACUGAUACAAUCAUAUUUAUUAGAAAAGCAGAGAGGAGCCACUCUGGGAAAUAUGAUCUGCAAGUCAAAGUGGACAAAUUUGUGGAGACCGCAUCAAUUGACAUCCAGAUUGUUGACCGUCCAGGUCCACCCCAAUCUGUGAAGAUUGAGGAUGUCUGGGGAGAAAAUGUCGCUCUCACGUGGACUCCACCGAAGGAUGAUGGAAAUGCUGCUAUCACAGGGUAUACCAUCCAGAAGGCUGACAAAAAGAGCAUGGAGUGGUUCACUGUCAUCGAGCAUUAUCACCGAACCAAUGCCACCAUUACUGAACUGGUCAUAGGGAAUGAAUAUUACUUCCGGGUCUUUUCUGAAAACAUGUGCGGCCUCAGUGAGGAUGCCACCAUGACUAAAGAGAGUGCUGUGAUCGCUAAGGAUGGUAAAAUCUACAAAAAUCCAGUGUAUGAAGACUUUGAUUUCUCAGAGGCACCCAUGUUUACUCAGCCUUUGGUUAACACCUAUGCCAUCGCUGGUUACAAUGCCACCCUAAACUGCAGUGUGAGAGGAAAUCCUAAGCCUAAAAUAACCUGGAUGAAAAACAAAGUUGCUAUUGUGGAUGACCCAAGAUACAGGAUGUUCAGCAACCAGGGAGUCUGUACCCUGGAAAUUCGCAAGCCCAGCCCCUAUGAUGGAGGCACUUACUGCUGCAAAGCAGUCAAUGACCUUGGGACAGUGGAGAUUGAAUGCAAACUGGAGGUGAAAGUGAUAUAUCAAGGAGUAGAUACCCCUGGACAACCAGUCUUCCUGGAGGGGCAGCAACAGGUGGACUCUCCUUCUGCAGGCUCCUCUUGCAAGGCGUACCUCCAAACAUAAUUGAUUCAUAUCUGCGAGACGUACACUCAAGCAAUCCUGAGGAAUACUGAGGGCCUGGCCACUGCCUCUCUGCACUCUGCUGCUUUGAAAUCUGGUUGAAAUGAGAAAAAGCAUUUUCUGUUUUUCCACCAGGCCCCCAAGUGUGGUCUUUUUCUUUCCUCCUAAUGUUGAAGAGAAAAAAAAAAAAUUGCCCAGAUUGCUUAAUUAAAAAUUGCAAACAAAAUCUCAUUUGAAGUCA
This is a messenger RNA of Mandrillus leucophaeus (drill), 2066 nucleotides long. Its product is annotated as myosin-binding protein C, slow-type. Gene Ontology annotation, molecular function: protein binding. NCBI's taxonomy places the organism in Eukaryota, Metazoa, Chordata, Mammalia, Primates, Cercopithecidae. The coding region runs from base 5 to 1828 and encodes 607 amino acids. The transcript is spliced from 14 exons. The record is from RefSeq and is a predicted model, not a curated record.